AUGAGAACACGCCCGCCUACACUGCCCCUCUCUCUUCGCAGCACACCAGCGACUACAGAGGAGGGGCCCGCCACCAGUGCUCAGACACCUGCCACAGCUGCACCACUCACGUCUUCCCAGCACAUCCCUCCACCUGACGCCGCCGCUGUGUCUCGCUUACGGAGCCUUUCUCGUGACGAGAAAGGCAGGAGGCUUAUCGAGGCAGCUCAGGGUGGUGAAAUGGAAGAGCUGAGGGCUCUGCUAGCAGCGGGGGCAGACGUGGGGUCGAUGGACGGCGACAGGAGGACCGCCCUGCACUGGGCAGCGUGGGAGGGACACGCGGAAGCGGUGACGUGUCUACUGGAGAGUGGAGCACAGGUGAAUGCCCGGAACAUCAGGCUGCACACGCCUCUUCACUCAGCUGCAAGUGCUGGCCAUGCGGCUGUGGUGCGGCUGCUUAUGAGGGCCUCUGCUGACGCCAACAUCAGAAAUAUAUCGGGAUAUACGCCGCUGCACUGGGCGGCACAAGAGGGCCGAUUAGAAACGGCGAUUGUGCUGCUGGACUCUGGAGCCGACAUGGAGGCCAGGGACGAUGAGGGGAAUAUCCCCCGUCAGCUUGCCAGGAAGAACAACCAUCAGCAACUGUUUUUCUGCGAAUUGGGGUGUGUUGGAGCGGCGCCACGUUCUUUCGGCGCACAGAAGCUGCGACGUGCCAUCUAAUUUGAAGUGACUACUGGUUGGGAUCCGGCGUUUAUGCGUUGUUUCGGAUGGCUGAUCUGCUGCUUCCGGCAUUUUAAGUUAAGUCACCUUUUGCCCAGGGCAGCCUCGCCUCACUACUCGUUUGGUAGUUAUUGAACAUAUAUUAUACACUCCUGGAAAUGGAAAAAAGAACACAUUGACACCGGUGUGUCCGAUCCACCUUACUUGCUCCGGACACUGCGAGAGGGCUGUACAAGCAA
This is a messenger RNA of Schistocerca americana (American grasshopper), 938 nucleotides long. RefSeq names its product 26S proteasome non-ATPase regulatory subunit 10-like. Gene Ontology annotation, molecular function: protein binding. The coding region runs from base 1 to 699 and encodes 232 amino acids. The transcript has 3 exons. Lineage: Eukaryota; Metazoa; Arthropoda; Insecta; Orthoptera; Acrididae. The record is from RefSeq and is a predicted model, not a curated record.